GGUUUCAGUCGAGUUUGGUGUCUCAGCGGCGACACACACAGCGACCACAGAGCUAAUGAUGUUGAUGAUGUUGAUGACUAAUACCCAGUUGAAGCUCAGUGUGGCCAUUGUCGUUGGGCUGUGCCUGUGCCUCGGCCAGCUGCAGGCAGCGGCCAUACUCUGUGGUACGGAGGUCAAGUCACUGGAAGAUUCGGCCACGACCACCCCAAAGCCGCACAGUGAGGUCACCAAGUUUGUGCACAGUGUGCAGUGCACCUUGGAGAAGGCCAAACCCUGGAUCGAGAACAUUGAGAAGGAGGCCAAGCUGCUGGAGGAGAAGGCCCGCGAUGUGACACGUUCGCUGCUCCAAAGGAUUACGCUCUUUGUGAAUGUGCUCACGCUGCCAAAGCCGGAGAAGCCGCUGAGGCCUGAGGAGUCAGAGGAGUCGGAUAAACCUGAGCAGCCGGAGCAGCCAGAGAUAAGCCAGAAGAACAAAGACACCGAAAAGCAAAGUUCCACCACGGAGGGCAUCACUUCCAGCAACGAGGAGGCAACAACAACAGCAGCUACAACACCCGCAAACAUCGAGUGGCUGGCAGACGAAGCCAACGAAGUCGACAACGAGCUGCCACACGGCAUGAAUCAUUAGUUUAUAAACAUAAAUAACUGAAUACAUAAUAUAUAACAUGCAUGUAUCUACUUACUAUAUAUAUUCUAAUAAAUUAUAAAACUAGUUUUAGUUUAUGAA
Drosophila guanche is the source of this 727-nucleotide messenger RNA. RefSeq lists its product as uncharacterized. The transcript has a single exon. The record is from RefSeq and is a predicted model, not a curated record. Bases 56 to 628 code for a protein of 190 amino acids. NCBI's taxonomy places the organism in Eukaryota, Metazoa, Arthropoda, Insecta, Diptera, Drosophilidae.